AUGUGGAUUAUAUGGCAGUGUAGAAGGGGCCUGAGGGGACACCUACACUAACCAGUGUUUCUCACCGUGGUGUGGGGGACAUGGAAAGAGCCUCCCCGAAGAUUGAGUGAAUUCAGUCGGGCGUCCCCUGGGCAAUGUUUCUUGUAAGCGGCCGAUCUUUCCACCCCAAAAGCAUUGGAUGAAUGGAUGAAUACCAAAGGUCUUUAUCAAGACCAUUGCUAACGAUUAUGUCUAUUAAUAUAGAAGGUUUGUCACUUGCUAAGGAAGAACUAUUAGCCAAAAUGUCUGAGGACAUCUCGUGUGACAUCCUAUGUAUACAGGAAAUACACAGAGACAUUACAAUGAGAAGACCAAAAAUUCUUGGAAUGCAGCUGGCAGUGGAACGACCUCACAGACAAUAUGGCAGUGCCAUUUUUGUACGAUCUGGUGUAGCAAUCUCUGCAACUUCCCUCACAGAAGUGAACAACAUUGAAAUCUUAUCUGUGGAACUUGAUAGUUGCACCGUAUCAUCACUCUAUAAACCACCUGGGGCUGAUUUCUAUUUUACACCCCCAACCAGUUGCCACAAUCAUGAAGCCCAUUUUGUUGUGGGAGAUUUCAAUAGCCACAGCUGUGUCUGGGGCUAUGACGAAGAUGAUAGAAAUGGCGAAGCAGUUCUAACGUGGGCCGACAAUAGUAGAAUGAGCCUCCUUCAUGACAGUAAAUUACCACCAUCAUUUAAUAGUGGCCAAUGGAAGCGUGGUUAUAACCCUGAUCUGAUUUUUGUAAAGGAAAGCAUAAGCCACCAAUGCACCAAAAGGGUAUUAAACCCAAUACCUAACACACAACACAGACCAAUAUGCUGCGUAGCAUAUGCAGCUGUAAGACCGAAAAGUAUCCCAUUCCGCAGAAGAUAUAACUUCAAUAAAGCUAACUGGACAAAGUUUACAGAGACCUUGGAAGCUGCUAUUUCUGAUAUAGAACCUUCUAUAGAAAAUUAUGACCUGUUCGUAGAAGCUGUGAAAAGAUCCUCAAGGCUCUCAAUCCCUAGAGUCUGUCGCACAAGCUACCUACCAGGCCUAAAUGAAGAAUCACUAAAUCAGCUACAAGAAUAUCUCAGAUUAUUUCAAGAAAACCCAUACAGUGAUGGGACUAUAGCAGCAGGCCAAAAACUAUCUACAGCCUUAGCUAAUGCUAAGAAAGACCGUUGGAUAGAGCUGCUUGAGAACCUGGACAUGUCCAAGAGUAGCCGAAAAGCCUGGCAAUUGCUGAGACGCCUGGAUAGUGACCCUCUGGUCAACCCUGGACACGCGAACGUGACACCAGAUCAGAUAGCUCACCAGGUAAUUCAGAAUGGGAAAACCAACUGCAGCAGAAUAAAGAUAAAAAUCAACAGGGUGCCAGAACUUGAAACCCACCAGUUGUCUUCUCCUCUAAACCUGAAAGAACUCAGAGAAGCCAUCAAGCGAUGUAAGACUGGUAAAGCACCUGGCCUAGAUGACCUGAUGAUGGAGCAAAUCAAGCACUUGGGGGCCAAAGCUGAAAACUGGCUUUUGAAAUUCUACAAUCAAUGCCUGGCACACAAACAGAUUCCCAGAGCAUGGAGGAAAACUAAGAUAAUUGCCAUCUCGCAGAAGCAGAGGAAGCAGGAGGACAUUUUUGCUCCCUGGCUUCAGGUAGGAUUUGGCUAAGAUUUGGCUAAGAUUUUAAACUGAGUUUGGGCUUGGCUCCUGUGGUCAAAGUCUAACUGUUGUGUGACUGUUGUGUUGAAAGAGAGCCAGGUACUUAAGUUGAUUGACAGCAGGCAUUGUCCCCUGUUAAUUGAGUUUCUGGGAAAGCUUUAUUUGCCAGUGUGAGUUUCUGCCAGAGCCUGAUCCCAGAAGGGCAGUUGGUUCUCGCAGAAGCAGAGGAAGCAGGAGGACAUUUUUGCUCCCUGGCUUCAGGUAGGAUUUGGCUAAGAUUUGGCUAAGAUUUUAAACUGAGUUUGGGCUUGGCUCCUGUGGUCAAAGUCUAACUGUUGUGUGACUGUUGUGUUGAAAGAGAGCCAGGUACUUAAGUUGAUUGACAGCAGGCAUUGUCCCCUGUUAAUUGAGUUUCUGGGAAAGCUUUAUUUGCCAGUGUGAGUUUCUGCCAGAGCCUGAUCCCAGAAGGGCAGUUGGUUCUCGCAGAAGCAGAGGAAGCAGGAGGACAUUUUUGCUCCCUGGCUUCAGGUAGGAUUUGGCUAAGAUUUGGCUAAGAUUUUAAACUGAGUUUGGGCUUGGCUCCUGUGGUCAAAGUCUAACUGUUGUGUGACUGUUGUGUUGAAAGAGAGCCAGGUACUUAAGUUGAUUGACAGCAGGCAUUGUCCCCUGUUAAUUGAGUUUCUGGGAAAGCUUUAUUUGCCAGUGUGAGUUUCUGCCAGAGCCUGAUCCCAGAAGGGCAGUUGGCUCUGGCAGAAACUCACACUGGCAAAUAAAGCUUUCCCAGAAACUCAAUUAACAGGGGACAAUGCCUGCUGUCAAUCAACUUAAGUACCUGGCUCUCUUUCAACACACAGUCACACAACAGUUAGACUUUGACCACAGGAGCCAAGCCCAAACUCAGUUUAAAAUCUUAGCCAAAUCUUAGCCAAAUCCUACCUGAAGCCAGGGAGCAAAAAUGUCCUCCUGCUUCCUCUGCUUCUGCGAGA
Messenger RNA from Anolis carolinensis (green anole), 2647 nucleotides. RefSeq lists its product as uncharacterized. Lineage: Eukaryota; Metazoa; Chordata; Lepidosauria; Squamata; Anolidae. Gene Ontology annotation, molecular function: catalytic activity. Bases 183 to 1670 code for a protein of 495 amino acids. The transcript is spliced from 2 exons. The record is from RefSeq and is a predicted model, not a curated record.